AUGAAGAAAAACAAUGCAGGGGCCUCACUCCCAGUGGAUUGGGGAAGGUGUUUCUCAUUCCUGUGCAUGGCUAAUGGAGCGGGGUUUGGGGUGCAGCCCCAAGGCUCUCCGCAGGAGUGGGGUUUGGGGCAAGGCCCCGAUGGCCCUCCGCAGGAGCAGGGGUUCAAGGGGCUGGCCCCUUGGGGGGUUUGGGGCGCAGCCCCAGGCUCUCCGCAGGAGUGGGGCUUGGGGCAAUGCCCCAAAAGCUCUCCGCAGGAGCAGGGGUUCAAGGGGCUGGCCCCUUGCACAUGGGGAACAAUAAUAACAAGGAUGUUGUUGCAUGGGGCGGAGCCCCAAUGGGGUCUGGGGCAACGCCCCAGGGGGGUUCGGGGCGCAGCCCCGAUGCCCUCCGCAGGAGCUAGAGACCGCUAAACGCGUGGGUGUGCGAGGAACGAGCACCCCACGGGUUAAAGGUCUCUAGU
Molecule: messenger RNA, 461 nt
Organism: Cantharellus anzutake
Lineage: Eukaryota; Fungi; Basidiomycota; Agaricomycetes; Cantharellales; Hydnaceae
Exons: 3
Coding region: 1-411 (136 amino acids)
Source: RefSeq, a predicted model, not a curated record